This is a messenger RNA of Trypanosoma brucei brucei TREU927, 207 nucleotides long. RefSeq lists its product as hypothetical. Bases 1 to 207 code for a protein of 68 amino acids. The transcript has a single exon. NCBI's taxonomy places the organism in Eukaryota, Euglenozoa, Kinetoplastea, Trypanosomatida, Trypanosomatidae. The record is from RefSeq and is a predicted model, not a curated record.
AUGAUGUCCCUCAUGCUUGGACCGGAGCAUGCACAAGCAUGCGUACCGGUCAAAGAAUCAGGGGGUUAUUGGCUUGUUCAUUUGCUUAUCUUCCUUCGCUCUCACAAAUCUGACCUGGGGGCCGGCAAAUCAGGGCGAAAGGAUGGUGAGGGGUUUGAAAAAGAAGACGCGGUGAGCGAUGGAGACUGCUGCGGAGCAGUCAGAUGA